ACUGAUUGCAGCCUUCCUGCAGGGGGCCUGCUAACUGGCAAGUACAAGUAUGAGGACAAGGACGGGAGACAGCCUGUGGGCCGCUUCUUUGGGAACAGCUGGGCUGAGACCUACAGGAAUCGCUUCUGGAAGGAGCACCACUUCCAGGCCAUCGCCCUGGUAGAGAAGGCCCUGCAGGCGGCUUACGGACCCAGCACCCCCAGCAUGACCUCGGCAGCCUUGCGGUGGAUGUACCACCACUCCCAGCUCCAGGGUGCCCACGGGGAUGCGGUCAUCCUGGGCAUGUCCAGCCUGGAGCAGCUGGAGCAGAACUUGGCAGCAACUGAGGAGGGAGCCCUGGAGCCUGCUGUCGUGGACGCCUUUGAUCGAGCCUGGCACCUGGUUGCCCACGAAUGCCCCAACUACUUCCGCUAGGCCCCGGCCUGGGUGGAGCUGGCAAGGGGGUUCUCCUCGUCCUCUCCCUCCCUCUGGCCAGUCUUUGCCUUAAGCUGACUCAGCGUGACUCGAACCAUGCUUUAUUUUUCUAGAUUCCUGCCGGGCCCUCUGUUGUCUUCACGCUGUGUAAAGACGAGGCGGAGCUCUGAGCUCCACUUGGGCUUUUCCUGUCUGAAUAAAGCAGUCCUUGGGCCUGGCGAUAGCCCAGGCCUGGAGUGGACCCCA
Molecule: messenger RNA, 660 nt
Organism: Echinops telfairi (small Madagascar hedgehog)
Lineage: Eukaryota; Metazoa; Chordata; Mammalia; Afrosoricida; Tenrecidae
Product: aflatoxin B1 aldehyde reductase member 2
Exons: 3
Source: RefSeq, a predicted model, not a curated record